Messenger RNA from Penicillium lagena, 1551 nucleotides. RefSeq names its product ankyrin repeat domain-containing protein. Bases 1 to 1551 code for a protein of 516 amino acids. Gene Ontology annotation, molecular function: protein binding. The transcript has 2 exons. NCBI's taxonomy places the organism in Eukaryota, Fungi, Ascomycota, Eurotiomycetes, Eurotiales, Aspergillaceae. The record is from RefSeq and is a predicted model, not a curated record.
AUGGCUUCACAAGGUCAAGAGUUCCAUUUCGCUUACUUUUACUGCACUUUCGGCGAUACUGCCUCUCAAGAUCCAGUGAAUAUUCUGGGAUCCUUUGUGGCCCAGCUUUCUGAAUCUAUGCCCUCCAUAUUGGAUACUAUUUGGCCAAUCUAUGAAGAAAAGGCCAAAAGUCAAGCACACAGGCACCCGAUCGAUGUUUCUGCUCUCGAGGAUGCCCUCAUCAAGGCUACGUUCAGCGAAAGACCAAUUGUACUUCUCCUUGAUGCAAUUAACGAAAGCUCUCAUAUGGAAGACAUCAAACGUUCUCUAUUAAAGCUCUCUAGCGAAUCUUCAAAUAUCCGUAUCCUGAUGUCCGGUACGGCCGAUGUGAUUUCCAAAGGCUAUGCCAGCAUAGUCAAUAUGAAUGCCAGCAUUAUACGGGACGACAUCGACACGUUUGUACGUUACAGGCUGGAACAUGAUGACAUGUUGAGAAACCUGAGCGCUAAGCUCAAAGAUGAAAUUUGGGGGACCUUGGUCAGGGGCGCCGACGGAUCGUUCCGCUGGGCCCAGCUAUCAUUAGAAAGCCUCAGAACAAAGCGAACUCCCAAGGCAAUUCGAGAAGCAUUACGGACAUUACCCGGCACACUGCGUGAAACAUACGUCAACAUCCUCGAAAGAAUUGAGCCCGAUGACUGGGAGCUCGCCCGCGCGGCGCUUUUCUGGCUCUGUUUCUCCAAGCGAACGCUCACCUUGCGCGAACUCAACGAGGCAGCGGUGCUGGACGAGACAUGCACUGUCUUUGAUGAUGAUAUGGAACUAGUGUCUCCACAGAUUCUGCUCCAAAUCUGCCAGGGACUCAUCACGCAAGACAAGUUUGGAGCCGUGGUUCUGGCCCACGCAUCUAUCAAAGAUUUCCUCACAUCCGAGUGGAUUACUUCUUCCAACGUUAAAUACUUUAGUCUGGACCCUACGACAGCCGACCAAACCAUUAUGCGCCAGUGUCUCGCUUACCUCUGUCUGGAGAACUUCCGAUCUGGAGCUACGCCGUCUUUUUAUACUAUCGAGGCGCGCGAAAGGGAUCACCCUUUCUUGGAAUAUGCGGCACAGUUUUGGGCCACACACGGCUUGUCGUGUGAAUUCGAGGGCCAUGAUCGUGAGCUCGUCAACCGUCUGUUUGAUUCCAAACGUCUUCCUAAUCGAGGCAACUUCGGGGUAUGGGUGCAGACACUCGUCAAAGAUGUGAGCUUUGAAAGUAUUCAGUCCACAGAGCCAUUGUACUACGCGGCGUCAUUCGGAUUGGUGCCAGUUGUCAAGGCCAUCCUUGCCUCUGACCCGGAACUCGAUAUCAAUGCUCGAGGUGGACGCUUCGGAUCAACACCUCUGUUUGUUGCAUGCUGGCGAUCAAAUUAUAAAGUCGCGCAGCUCCUUCUUGAAGCAGGGGCAGAUCCAAAGCUUGUGGACAGCUCCGGAUGGACGGUAUUUUCGUUGGCGAAGAUGCCCCAGUUCCAAGAUCUCCAGGCAAUUCUGCCCAAGAAGCAAAAUGGAAGGCACAACAAUCCAGGGGUUUGA